AUGGCUGGAUCCAGGAAUUUUCUUGUUGUCUUUAACGAGACCGAUAUAUCAACAUUUGAUAAUCGAUUGAAUGAGCGCAAGCACAAAUGGAUAAAUGAAGAGAUUGUCGACAUAUGCUUUGCUUCGCCGAACAUUGGCUUUAUUCUUCUUACCGAAACUCGAGUUUUCGUAUUUUCGGCUAGAAAUCAAGAGCACGAGUGUCUUACAGCUAUUCAGAAAAUGGAAGAUUACAAAUUUUCAACUUGUACGUCGAACCAACAAUCACUUUUGCUUGCGUAUAAAAGACCUGGUACGCCGAUCGACGAAUGGCACAUUGAUUCCUGGAAACGUGUAACACGAUACAGAUCGCCUGAUACAUGCACUAACGAUGAAUAUAUCAAUUGUCUUCGAUACGGCUCUGAUUUGUCCAAAUUGGGUAUGACUAUUUACGGAUCUCAUCGAAUACGAUUCGAAUUGCGCGAUAGCAAAAUGAAUUGUCUCCAGCGUAUACCUGUUUGUGAAACUGGUUGCUGCGGUUUUAUAUCAAUGCCCGGCGCAAAAUGGCUCCUUAGCGAUGGACAUUUUUUGUACGUUAUCACUGAAGAUGGUAGCGUAGAAAUAAUCGAACGUCAAUCUGUAGACGCAGCCUAUAAUGAUACUGGUAAUGUAACGGUAUUUGCGGAUACGUUUAUUGUGCUUCGAUCACGUAAAGCUUUGUAUUUCUACGCGAACAACGUUUAG
Didymodactylos carnosus is the source of this 720-nucleotide messenger RNA. NCBI's taxonomy places the organism in Eukaryota, Metazoa, Rotifera, Eurotatoria, Philodinida, Philodinidae. The record is from the annotation of a GenBank genome assembly.